UCCACCCUGCUGUGCGUAAGAGCGCAAUUAAGGAUUUAACCAAGCCUAUGCUGCGCCCCAGCCAGCAGUCUGCCGGAGACAGACACCGCGCCGCAGCCUCCUCCCCCAGACAUGUCUGCUUAGAGCCGAGCAGCCCCGCCGCCAGCCCCAGCCCGCCGAGGCUCCGAGCUAUGACAGGAGUAUUUGACAGAAGGGUCCCCAACAUCCGAUCCGGCGAUUUCCAAGCUCCUUUCCAGACGGCUGCAGCCAUGCACCACCCGUCCCAGGAAUCUCCCACUUUACCCGAGUCCUCCGCUACGGAUUCCGACUACUACAGCCCGGCGGGGGGAGCCCCGCACGGCUACUGCUCUCCUACCUCGGCUUCCUACGGCAAAGCGCUCAACCCCUACCAGUAUCAGUACCACGGCAUGAACGGAUCUGCCGGGAACUAUCCUGCCAAAGCCUAUGCAGACUACAGCUACGCCAGCCCCUACCACCAGUACAGCGGGGCUUACAACCGGGUCCAGAGCUCCGCCAGCCAGCCAGAGAAGGAGGUGGCGGAACCCGAGGUGCGAAUGGUGAACGGCAAACCAAAGAAAGUGCGCAAACCCCGGACUAUUUAUUCCAGCUUUCAGCUGGCAGCGUUGCAGAGGAGGUUUCAGAAGACCCAGUACCUCGCCCUGCCCGAGCGGGCCGAGCUGGCAGCCUCCCUGGGACUCACGCAAACACAGGUGAAAAUCUGGUUUCAGAAUAAAAGAUCCAAGAUCAAGAAGAUCAUGAAAAACGGGGAGAUGCCUCCGGAGCACAGCCCCAGCUCCAGCGACCCCAUGGCCUGCAACUCUCCACAGUCACCUGCGGUUUGGGAAUCUCAGGGCUCGUCCCGCUCCCUCAGCCACCAUGCCCACGCACACGCUCACCCUCCAAACUCCAACCCGUCCCCUGCAUCCAGCUACCUGGAGAGCUCCACUUCCUGGUACCCCGCUGCCAACUCCAUCAACUCCCACCUCCAACCCCACGGCUCCCUACAGCACCCGUUAGCGCUGGCCUCUGGGACGAUUUAUUAGAGCCUGACCCUAUUAUUUUAUUAUUUUUUUUGUUGUUCCUUGGACUCCUGUGUUUUACUGUUAAGGAAUAAUAACGAAAGGAAUGCAUAUGGGGAACUUUUUAAAGGGAAAAGAAACAAUCAAAAAGAUUAAAAUGUGUAAAGCUUGUGCAUGUAACUUAUUGCAUUUCAAAGGAAACCCUUUUUUAUACAAUACGGACAUUUUUUGGCUCAGCUGUGGACACUAUCAUUGGUGCCUUGAAAUCUAUGACCUCAACUUUUCCAGAGACUUUUUUCAAUGUUAUUUUAACCCUGUAAAUAAUUGUAGAUAGAGGAAUUAAACUGUAUAUUCUGAAUAAAAUAAAAUUAUUUCGACC
Messenger RNA from Oenanthe melanoleuca, 1398 nucleotides. RefSeq names its product distal-less homeobox 5 (gene DLX5). Gene Ontology annotation, biological process: embryo development; anatomical structure formation involved in morphogenesis; cell differentiation. Bases 48 to 1043 code for a protein of 331 amino acids. The record is from RefSeq and is a predicted model, not a curated record. Gene Ontology annotation, molecular function: DNA-binding transcription factor activity, RNA polymerase II-specific; RNA polymerase II cis-regulatory region sequence-specific DNA binding. Lineage: Eukaryota; Metazoa; Chordata; Aves; Passeriformes; Muscicapidae. The transcript is spliced from 3 exons.